AUGUCUAUUAUUUUUCUUUCCAAAUCGGUCAUGAGCGCAACCUACCUGCAUAAUGAGGCUGAUUUAAAAGAUCCACUUGGUCAGAAACUGCUAAUUCGUAAGCGGAUUGGCCAAGUACUCCUCUCAUUAUGUUGUGUCGUCCCAAUUCUACUUCGCAAUGGAGAAACAUCAGGAACCUAUAUGAGGCUCAUCUUCGUGUGGGCAGCACCUGUGCUGCUUAUGCUAUGGUCUUUCGCUUACCAGCUCCUGAUAUGCCUCCCAAAGACCCACACCAUACUUCCCAUUGCUGUCCCCACUAUUUACCUAUGGAUUGUUGAUACCCUCGCAUUGCAUCGGGGUACCUGGAGCAUCGCUCUUGGGACAAAGCUGGGCAUCCAUUUGUGGCCGUUUCUGGAAAUCGAGGAAGCGGUCUUCUUCCUCAUCACCAAUACCCUGGUCGUCUGGGGUGCUACGGCCUACGACAAUGCCGUCGCUGUCCUUGACGCUUUUCCAGAACAUUUCCCUUAUGUCCCAGGAACUCCAUCACCACCUCUGCUACUCAGAGGCCUUUUUCUUUCCACGUCAAAAUACGAUACCGAACGUCUCGAGGGAUUGAAGAAGGCACUAUCCGUUCUAGCGCGCAAGAGUCGUUCUUUUUACCUGGCAUCAGGGGUUUUCGCUGGUCGACUAAGAAUUGACCUCAUUCUACUAUACGGCUUCUGUAGGGUAGCGGAUGACCUGAUUGAUAACGUAACUUCAGAGAAGGAAGCUGAAGCUUGGGUAAAACAUUUUACGGAGUUUCUCACCGUCAUGUACUCCUCCAAAGCCGAUGGGAGCAAGAUCAAAGAGGCUCUGAAGCCAUUCCCUUCCGAAGUGCAACCGGUAUUGGUUCAGCUCCCUGUCGACAAACUCCCUUCUGAACCGCUUUAUAUGCUUCUGGAUGGAUUUCGCAUGGAUCAAAAGUUCUUGAACAAGGACGACAACUCCAGUCCACCUAUUCAGACAUUCGCAGAUCUGCAACAGUAUGCUACCUGUGUAGCAGCAACGAUUGGGGAGCUGUGCCUCCACUUGGUAUUCCAUCAUGAUCCGGAUCGCAACACGGACGCGACAACAAAACAGAAGUGUUUAGAAUCCGGUGCCGGGAUGGGUCGAGCUUUGCAAUAUGUCAAUAUUGUUCGUGAUGUUCCCACUGAUGCUGAAGACGGGCGAUGCUAUAUUCCGGCUGAAUGGCUCACCAGUUGGGAAUCUCCUGAGGAAGAGAAAGUAGGCAGGGAGAGGGAGAUCGCCCAACUGCGCAAAAAGAUCCUGGACAUUGCAUUCACACAAUAUGCCGAGAAUCGUGAUGCAAUUGAGAACCUGCCUUCAUAUGCUCGAGCCGGCAUUCGUGUGGCAGUCGAAAGCUAUAUGGAAAUCGGCCGGAUCAUGCGAGAUCGACUGGUCGCCAAUCAGCCACUGAAUUUUGCUGGAGGAGGCAAAGUAGGUCGCGCUUCUGUUCCAAAAAGGAGGCGUUUAAUGGUAGGAUGGCAAACGAUGAGAGGCUGGCGUGGCGCUUUGUGA
Exophiala bonariae is the source of this 1536-nucleotide messenger RNA. RefSeq lists its product as uncharacterized. The record is from RefSeq and is a predicted model, not a curated record. Lineage: Eukaryota; Fungi; Ascomycota; Eurotiomycetes; Chaetothyriales; Herpotrichiellaceae. Gene Ontology annotation, biological process: biosynthetic process. The transcript has 2 exons. Gene Ontology annotation, molecular function: intramolecular lyase activity; geranylgeranyl diphosphate synthase activity. Bases 1 to 1536 code for a protein of 511 amino acids.